UUAUUGGAUGGGGUCUCCAAUGCUAGAAGCCUUUCUUUGUCGUCAGAUUGGAAUUAAACAUUCCACGUACCGAAAUGUGGUCCAUAUUUAAAUAUCUACACGCGGCCACGCCAAAAGGACCUUUUUUUCACCGACUUUGUUGUCUCUCUGGUGUUGCUUGCACCGAGAGAGGAGAGAGAGAAGAACCAAAUCUGUCGAAAAGCUCUUGCUCGUUAGGGUUUCUGCUCCAAUUUCCAAUUCCUCAUCUUUCUCAAUUGUCGUUCCAUUGAAGUCAUAGAGCAAUUUCUCGUUGAUUCCUUUGAUCUUUUAGAGAAUCUUGUAUAAAUCCUGUGCUUUGAUUCUUUUCUGCGUUCAUUUUCUCCUAGGUUCUGUAGGUUAUUAUGCCUUUUUGUUCGUACGGUCAAUUUGAUCUCCAAAACAGAGUUUGAGAAUCUUCUGUGGAAGAUUUCUAGCGUUUACUAUUUGAUUUCAGUAUCCUGGUUAGGAGAGUUCUAGGGUUUUAGAAAAUGCAGCAGAGGUUAAAGCAGCAAGCCCUGAUGCAGCAGGCGUUGCUUCAGCAGCAGCUCUAUCAUCCCGUGCUCGCUGCCGCGAUGCCUCAGAUGGAGCCGGUUCCAAGUGGAAAUCUGCCUCCUGGGUUUGAUUCAUCUUCAUGCCGUAGUGUGUAUGUGGGCAAUAUUCAUCCGAAUGUGACCGAGACUCUUCUUGCAGAGGUCUUCCAGAGUACUGGUCCACUUGAAGGAUGCAAGCUCAUCAGAAAAGAGAAGUCAUCGUACGGGUUUGUGGAUUACUAUGAUCGAAGGUCUGCUGCACUUGCUAUAAUGACAUUGCAUGGACGACAACUUUAUGGUCAGGCAAUUAAGGUGAACUGGGCAUAUGCCAAUGGCCAGAGGGAGGAUACUUCUGGGCACUUCAAUAUUUUUGUUGGUGAUCUGAGCCCUGAUGUCACUGAUGCAACAUUGUUUGCCUGCUUCUCAGUAUAUCCAAGUUGUUCGGAUGCAAGGGUCAUGUGGGAUAACAAAACUGGGCGAUCUAGGGGAUUUGGGUUUGUUUCUUUUCGUAAUCAGCAGGAUGCACAAAGUGCUAUAAAUGACUUGACUGGGAAAUGGCUUGGAAAUAGGCAAAUUAGAUGUAAUUGGGCAGCCAAAGGAGCUGGAUUUAAUGAAGACAAGCAGAACAGUGAUAACCAAACAACAGUAGUACUUACAAAUGGCUCUUCAGAUGGAGGUCCUGAAAAUACCAAUGAGGAGGCACCAGAAAACAAUCCAGCCUAUACAACUGUAUAUGUUGGCAACCUUGCUCAUGAGGUGACUCAAGCAGAACUUCAUCGUCAGUUCCAUGACCUUGGGGCUGGGGUUAUUGAGGAGGUGCGCAUCCAGAAGGACAAGGGGUUUGGUUUUGUAAGGUAUCACACUCAUGAAGAAGCAGCCUUGGCCAUUCGAAUGGCCAAUGGAAUGAUAGUAUGUGGAAAGUCCAUGAAGUGUUCAUGGGGUAGCAAGCCAACUCCUCCAGGGACUGUUUCGAACCCAUUGCCUCCUCCAGUUCCCCCUUUCCAGAUCCUUCAAACUGGAAUGAACCAGGGCUAUUCGGCAGCAGAGUUGUUGGCCUACCAGCGCCAACUUGCCUUGAGCCAGGCUACUGGUUCUAGCUUAACAGGCCAGGCUCUUAUGCAGAUGACUGGACGACAAGGCCUUGCUGCAGCAGCAGCAUCCAUGGGUUUGAGCGCUGGUGGAUCCCAGUCCUUGUAUGAUGGUUAUGCAAACAAUUCAUCCAGUCAGCAACUCAUGUACUAUCAUUGACAUUCCGAGUUGUGUAGUCAUCCUUGGUUUUGGAUUUUUUUUUUUCUUUCUGAUGGCAUAGGUGGAGCUUAGAUUUUCCGUUUUUAUUUUUCUGCUUUUAUUUUUCCCACUUUUCAUAUAGGGGAAUAUACCGGUGUACCCGAUGAUAUGUUGCUUUAACUACACCUUUAUUUUUCCUUUUCUUGUUUAUUUGGUUCUUUGUAAGCUUUGAACUUCCUGUGCUUCUGAAAUAUAUCUUAAUUGUCAUUACAUUUUUGCCUA
Messenger RNA from Nelumbo nucifera (sacred lotus), 2057 nucleotides. RefSeq names its product oligouridylate-binding protein 1-like. Gene Ontology annotation, molecular function: mRNA binding. Gene Ontology annotation, cellular component: cytosol. Lineage: Eukaryota; Viridiplantae; Streptophyta; Magnoliopsida; Proteales; Nelumbonaceae. The record is from RefSeq and is a predicted model, not a curated record.